Megalops cyprinoides (Indo-Pacific tarpon) is the source of this 4555-nucleotide messenger RNA. It is a transcript of the gene nfatc1, whose product is annotated as nuclear factor of activated T cells 1. The record is from RefSeq and is a predicted model, not a curated record. Gene Ontology annotation, molecular function: RNA polymerase II cis-regulatory region sequence-specific DNA binding; transcription factor binding; DNA-binding transcription factor activity, RNA polymerase II-specific. Lineage: Eukaryota; Metazoa; Chordata; Actinopteri; Elopiformes; Megalopidae. Bases 130 to 2835 code for a protein of 901 amino acids. Gene Ontology annotation, biological process: cytokine production; calcineurin-NFAT signaling cascade; regulation of transcription by RNA polymerase II. The transcript is spliced from 10 exons. Gene Ontology annotation, cellular component: transcription regulator complex.
ACUUGCGUAGCCGAUGUUUUUUUUAUACAACGCGAUCGAUGUUUUUACAAAUUAUUAGCAUGUUUUGAAGUUUUAAUUAUUUGGUAUUAUAAUCACCACCACCUAAAAAGUAGACCUGCCGCUAGUUGGAUGCAGAACAGCUGUCUGCAAGUCUUUUCAAAGUUCAGCUGCGGACCGCUCGUCCCUUCAGACGGGGGAAAGGAAACGGGAUUGCAUUUGCUCUCGCCUCGCACCACCAACAUGAAAUCUGCCGAGGAAGAUGCGUUCAGCUACACUCCAAAUGUCACCCUGUCCCUGCCAAUCAAUAUGGGCAACCCCUGUCUGUCCACUCAGUACCACAACCUACAGUCCAGCCCGAUUGUCCCCGUGUCCUCCUGCCACCAGUCCAGCUAUGGACUCCAUGAGGACAGUGGGGCUUCUGGGUACUACCUGUCCCCUAACACCCGGCCCAAUGGGGCCCCAGCCCUGGAAAGCCCACGGAUCGAAAUCACGGCCUACGGGCAGUUCCCCGAGGACGAGAUGGAGGAGCCGGGCAGUCUGCCCAUCACCAAACGGGUCAACUCCAUCGUCACGCUCACGCUGCCCAACGCCGACGGCUACCGCGACCCCAGCUGCCUGAGCCCGGCCAGCAGCCUGUCCUCACGCAGCUGCAACUCUGAGGCGUCGUCCUACGAGUCGGGCUUCUCCUACAACUACGACAACUCCCCGCAGAACUCGCCCUGGCAGUCGCCCUGCGUCUCGCCCAAGGGCUCCUCCUCCCUGCACUCCUGCACCCACGCCGGCUCACCCCGCCACUCACCCUCCACCUCACCCCGCACCAGCCUCACUGACGAGGCAUGGCCGGGGCCCCGUGGCUCCCGGCCCAGCUCCCCCUGCGGUGGGAAGAGGAAGUACAGCUUCAACGGCGCCCCCUGCAGGCACCCGUCAUACUCCCCCGGCCACUCCCCCGCCGCCUCCCCGCAGGGCUCCCCCAGGGUCAGCGUGACGGAUGACACCUGGCUACCUAACACCAAUCAGUACACCAACUCUGCCAUCGUGGCAGCCAUCAAUGCCCUGACCACCGACGGUGUGGCAGACCUGAGUGAGGGCAUCCCAGUGAAAUCCCGCAAGACCAGCCUGGACCACAGCCCCACCAUGAGCCUGAAGGUAGAGCCAGGAGGGGACGAGUCCAACCCAGUGGAAGUGGGCCAGGAUGAUUACUCUGGGCCGCGCCUGCCCCCCUUCAAAAAGGAGAGCUACUGCGGAGGCUUCCUAGAUGUUCCACAGCAUCCAUACUCCUGGUCCAAGCCAAAGCCGUACAUCAGUCCAUCUCUGCCUGCUCUUGACUGGCAGCUGCCAUCCUGCUCCGGCCCAUACAGCCUGCAGAUUGAGGUGCAGCCCAAAUCGCACCACCGCGCCCACUACGAGACUGAGGGCAGCCGGGGGGCAGUCAAGGCCUUGUCUGGAGGACAUCCUGUGGUGCAGCUGUACGGCUACAUGGAGAGCGAGCCCCUCACCCUGCAGCUGUUUAUCGGGACCGCAGACGACCGCCUGCUGCGACCGCACGCCUUCUACCAGGUCCACCGCAUCACCGGCAAGACCGUCUCCACUGCCAGCCACGAAGUCAUGCAGUCAAACACCAAGGUGCUGGAGAUCCCCCUCCUGCCAGAGAACAACAUGAGGGCCAUAAUCGACUGUGCCGGGAUCCUGAAGCUGCGCAACUCUGACAUUGAGCUGCGGAAGGGCGAGACGGACAUCGGGCGCAAAAACACCCGAGUGAGGAUGGUGUUCCGCGUCCACAUCAACCAGCCCAACGGCCGCACCGUCUCCCUGCAGGUGGCCUCCAAUCCCAUCGAGUGCUCCCAGAGAUCGGCCCAGGAGCUGCCACUGGUGGAGAAGCAGAGCGUGGAUAGCUGCCCUGCCACCGGAGGGAAGCCCAUGAUCCUGAGCGGGCACAACUUCCUGCCCGACUCCAAGGUGGUGUUCGUGGAAAAGGCCCAAGAUGGCCACCACCUGUGGGAGAUAGAAGCCAAAGUUGACAAGGACUCCUUCAAGUCUACUACGUUGCUGGUUGAGAUCCCUCCGUACCGAAACCAGAGGAUAUCCAGCCCUGUUCAGGUGAACUUUUACGUCUGCAACGGCAAGAGGAAGAGGAGCCAGUACCAGCGCUUCACCUACCUGUCUCCCAAUGUUCCUAUAAUAAAAACAGAGCCGAAUGACGACUACGAACCCCAAGGCACUCCCAGGCUGGCUGUGCAUUCAAAGUCCUACUACAGCCAGCUGGGGGUGAACCCCGCAGUGCCUUCCGAUCCCAGCCACUGCCUGGUCGGGGGUUACCCGUCCUCGUCCCCCAGCUCCAGCCCCAAGCUGCACGACCUGUCCCCCGUUGCCUUCUCCAAGUGCCUCUCUGCUGGCCUGCCGCCCGCCCUGCAGGAGACGCCCGGCCGCCCCAUGGUGGUGCACCCCGGCUCGCCUGACCACUCCCCCCUGGUUAUGCUGCCGCCCCAAGUCAGCCCGCACCUGGGCAGCCCCAGCGCCGGGGGCUGCUCCCACGGCUACCGCCCGCCCGCGCUCUACCCCAACGGCAGCCCGUCCUCCUCCCCGGCGUCCCACCCCUCCACCCCCGGGGCGGCCCCCGAGACCCCAUUCGCGCCGGCCUACAGCCCUCCCCAGGUGCCCGCUGCCGUCCCGGCCAGGAGCAGCCCCCCCGCCCUGCUGAGAGAGGACAGCAGCCCCCCCGCACUGGCUGUCACCGUCAAGCAGGAGCCCCAGGAGCUGGACCAGAUGUAUUUAGAUGACGUCAAUGAAAUCAUACGGAACGACCUCUCCAGCAUCUCGGUCCACAGCCAUGCCUAGAUGUUUGAGACCAGCAAACGCAUCCAAUUGAACACUUACUGCAGGUCACCACAGACACAGGAAGAAAAGGGGACAUGGUCGAUCCUAAACAAAAGUCAGUGACCUGUCAGGGCCCCACGGACCCCCACACAUCACCCCAGGACAACCAAGGACCCAGUUUUCUUACUAUCGCAAUCUGGAACGUGCUGUGUCUGUGGAAAAUAUACUUUUAAGUUUUCAAACUACACAACUACAUUGUGAUUGAAUGUUUUGUUUGAAAGCCUUACCUCGAAAGAGAGAGAGAGAAAAAAAAACAACUUCUCCCACAAUCCACUCUGCCUUAAAAAAAGAGAUGCUCUUCCAUGGACCAAGAAUUCUGUUUUGAUAUCAUAAAAAUGAACUGCUCUUUGCACGAGUGGCACAACAGGACAGUGAAUGGUCUAAAGAAGCUUGAGCGGCACUAUUUCGGUUGUAGCUUCUUGUCAGAAUGGAACAGCCAAAGAGGUGCCUUACAUCGCCAGCAAACCGAGCCGCUAAUCUGUUCCUUUGUUUUUAGACCGGUCACAUUUAUUACCAAUAUUAUUGUCAUUUUUGUUUUAAUGAUGUUUACAGGAAUACAAAAAAAGCUGGAAGCAAAGUCCAAGGAUUGUACUUGCAUUGCCUUUAUUAUCUCUGUCCUAGGGUCCAUUGAUAAUUAAGUAUGCCUAAUGUACUUUGUAGAAAAUGUACCAAUAAUGUAUGCCUUAACCUUGUAUAGCAAUUCUUUGUUAGCUGAUGUUUCCUGUCGUUGUCCUAUUGCUCUCUCUGAGUAAUGAAUCAAUCGUGCUGCCAGGGUUUAUACAACACCAUUUUCAUAUCUCUCCACUGUAGCUGAGGAGUAGUUAGGAGUUGAAAACUUCACAUAGCUGAGGUCUGGUUGUAAAUGUAAAAUGAACUUAAAACCAGUCAGAGGCAAGAAGCACUUAGAGGAGCUCCAUCCAUGAUAUGCCGAUCAGUGAUCAAACAGAACCAAUGUAUUUUGCUCUUCAUGACAAAACAAUUAGAAUUAGGAAGUCCUUUAAUGUCUGCACAGUGUAGGGUCUCAGAGGCCAGAUGGUCCAAUCAGAAGUGAAAGCCUGGAUGGUGAAUGUGAAUAAAAAUCGUCUUACCCACUGGGAAGGAUUGUGCUUGUUUGAGUGCCAGGAAUUAAAGUCAAACAUGCCACGUCAGUCUAUCACCAAAAGUGUACCCAGCAUGUUCAUAGUGAAACUGAACCAGGCUUUUUCCAGUGUUUGUACUCACUUUAAAGGCUUUCCUCUAAACAGCAAUGAGAUGAAAAUGGUAGUGUGUUUGCCUGCAGGAAACCAGAGAGACGUUUUCAAACUAUACAUAAGAAUAUUUCAAGCCUCCAGGCCCAGCAUUUUUGUAAGACUAAAUGCAAGUGAGCAUGCAUGUAAAUACAAUCGUUGUUUCAUAACUAAUAUAUCCCAAGUUUAUUCUGCCUUUCUCAUUUUUUUUAAUCUGGAGGGAAGAAGACUUAAGCUGGCAAUAAUGGAUUUCUUGAUACCAAAGGAUUUUACUUUUGGUGGAAUUAUUGUUCAAGCUUCUAACAUUGGCUAUUAGAAAGUGUAGUUAUAGAUAGGCUUCUCAGAGAAUGUAUGCACUUUAGAUAGUAUUUCCUAACUGAACUGGUUUCUGUAUCUGCACGUCCAAAUUCUGUCAGCUUACCCAAAGAAAGGAUGGCAAAUAUCAAACCAAACUG